UCAACCAGUCGAAUGUUACGAUUCGGUGUGAACGGUGCCUCGCAGUUCCUUUUUAUCGUUUUGCGGUUUACGAAACGUGCAGAUCGGAUCAGCGAGACGUAAUCAGUCUUGCUAAAGUUGCAGUUCAGUACGUCGCUUCCCUGAAUAAUAAUAACAAUUGAUUCUAUGCGCAAGUGAUAAAAAAAUAAGUUGUCAGUGUCAAAAAUGGCGGGAAAAGUUUUUUCGUCAUUUUUUAUUUGUAAUCUCGCAGUAUUAGUGGCCAGUUACGAGUUGCAGCAAGUUUUUGUUCUAAGUAGGCAUAAUAUUAGAGCUCCACUGUCGGAAGAUCUACAGACGGUGACUACGUUGAAAUGGCCUGAGUGGAACGUGCCAGCUUCAUUUUUGACUGAAAAAGGUGUUGAAAUAGAAGAAAAAAUGGGUAAAUACUUCUAUCAGUGGCUGAAAAGUACUGCAUUGUUAACAGACGAGUGUCCAAGUGAUGAAUCAGUGUAUAUUUACCCGAAUAAAGUACAUAGAACAAUAGAGACUGCUGAGGCGUUCGCGAGGAGUGCAUUCAUGAACUGCAAUGUUGUACACUAUAAAAAAAAUAAUCAAAAAGAAUUCAUGUUUUUACCGAUUGUAAGAAACACUACAGACUCUUUUAGAGAAGAUUAUGUUUUUCAUAUGAAUGAAAAAUUAGACAAUUUGAAAUUGAAAGACGCGUAUCAAAUUUUGAACCGAAUAAUGGACAUGGAAAAUUCGGAUAUUUGUAAACAACAAAAGCUAUGCGAUUUCAUGGCAAAGGAUUCUAUUGUUUACCAAGUCGGCGAAGAGCCGAAUGUUAAUGGGCCUUUGGCUAUAGGAAAUUCUGUAGCAGAUUUCUUCUUGAUGAGUUACUACAAUGGCUCGCCGAUGGAAGACAUCGCAUGGGGGAAAUUGGACCAAACAGACUUUGAAACUCUAUUGAAAUUGACUAGAGAAAACCAAAACGUGCGAUUCAAUCAGUCGUACUUAUCAAGAGAUAUUUCUCGGCCGAUGCUGAAAUACAUGCGCGACAAACUUUUGGAUUCCCCCGCGUCUAAAUUCACUAUGUUGGUAGGACAUGACUCGAAUCUAAAUAGUGUGAUGGCGGCCUUGGGGUUCUCUCCAUACAGUUUGACAGGUCAGCUGGAACUGACGCCGGUUGGCGGGAAAAUUGUUUUUCAAAAAUGGCGCGGCGAUGACUCAAAUUUGUAUUUGAAGAUCGAAUACGUUUAUUACUCUAUGGAGCAGUUGAGAAAUGGCGUCGAUUUAGAGAAGCCUCUUUCAAAAACUAUGGAAUUGAAAGACUGUAAAGUGAACACAGAAGGUUUUUGUCCGUGGAGUGACUUUGUAAAGGUGCUUAAUAUAAUGUAAACUAACUGAAAAUUCUUAAAGAAAUUAUUAACCCCUGCAACUAUGUAAUUAGGAUAAUGUAGAAAAUUAUGUUUUAGAAUAAUCUAAGCCUAAAUAAAACCUACCCAAGUACUACUACUACUACUACUUCCAUGAAUCGAACUAAUUCCUUUUUACUCGACUACUACGGAAGGAGGGUUAUAUUUUUGAUUCGGCACAUACCUACCUACAUUCCAGCCCCCAUCGCAUCUUGAUAUUACAACAUGACCGAGUAAACGAGAAGGCAUUAAAUAAGUAGGUACCUACUUUUAUUUCGAGCUAAGUAGGUACCUACUUAAGAAUUCCAAUAAGUUAUUUUACUGUACUUCCACAAAACUUGGUGGGAGAGUUACAGGAAACAAAAGGUUGAUAUUUUACUUAAUAACUAGUCACUUCCUAUUUAUAGUAUCGUGUCGACAACAAACCUACACAGAGU
Molecule: messenger RNA, 1828 nt
Organism: Ostrinia furnacalis (Asian corn borer)
Lineage: Eukaryota; Metazoa; Arthropoda; Insecta; Lepidoptera; Crambidae
Product: glucose-1-phosphatase-like
Exons: 1
Coding region: 205-1374 (389 amino acids)
Biological process (GO): dephosphorylation
Cellular component (GO): outer membrane-bounded periplasmic space
Molecular function (GO): sugar-phosphatase activity
Source: RefSeq, a predicted model, not a curated record